AUGGCCGAGUACGAUUGGGAUUCUCCGUGAUUGUGGCUUUUGGUUCUUGUGCAUAUUUUGAUUAAUUUUCAUCUAUUUUUUUCAAAAAUGUCUGGUGGUGAUUCUAGAACCUACUGCCUCCGAGUAUUGGCUGUAAAAGCAGAUGAUCAGCAAGUGUAUGAAGAGGAAAACGGCGAUGAUGGACCCUCUGAGUUUUUCGUGUUUAGAAGGUCGCGUUUCAGGAAGCUAUUUAAUUUCGACUAUGAGCGAGUUGUUAGAGAAGUGGCAUCGAACAAGGAUUUCUCUAUACGAAAGAUCCAGCCAAACUACGGGGAAUCCUGUCGUCGAUUAGGACUGUAUUUCACUCCCGGCGGCUGCACACAUUUUCGUCCCGAACGCCGCCUCAACCUCCUCCACCUUUGCUUUGAUGCUGAAAACAUUCUACCACCAUCGACAGAAGAAAACAGUGAGGGGGAGCGGAUGGAAUCAUACCAACAUCGAAAACAGACAAUCGCGAAACUCUUCCAAUUUCUUCGAGAGACCCACGAAUUUGAUAUUUUACACCAAUCUGUUCCCGAGAAACCUGAGAGCAGCUCCUUAAAAGCAACGCUUCGUCCAUAUCAACUGCGAGCGGUUCGAUGGCUGCUGCAUCGUGAGCUCGCACAAGAAACACUGCCACAUAAUUAUUUAGCGGUAACAUGCUCUGAACUGCCAGGGGUAGAGUUCUUUUUGAACCCUGAUUACCUCCAAGUCACUGAAAACGUGCCAGAUGACAUCCCCCUGCCAACAGGUGGAAUCCUAGCUGACGAGAUGGGUUUGGGCAAAACAGUAGAAAUGCUUGCCCUCUUCUUGCUGAACAAAAGGGGUCUCCCUAAUCUGACCUCAGCGGACGAUAAAUCUCCUCAGUUUGACCCAUCUGCGAGAAAUUCUGAAGUGGAAAUCAGCUGUCUUUGCGGGAGUGAAUCUAAAAGGAACCUCAUUAAAUGCGGUCGCUGCGGAACAUUCCAACACACACGUUGUACAAGAAAAUAUGCCAGCCAGCAGGACGAGGAAUCCUCGUACCUCUGUCCAAAAUGCUGGGAAGAGGAACCGAUCACCAAGUCGAAUACGACGAUAAUUGUCUCGCCAGCAACAAUCCGACAACAAUGGGGCUCCGAGAUAGCGAAACACACCGAAAACGUGCGCGUCUUCACGUAUGAUGGUGUCGUGACCACUGGGUGGAUAAAUCCUAUUGAACUUUCGCGAUUCGACAUCGUCCUCACUGACUACAACGUGCUGAAAAAAGAAAUUGAUUUCUCAAUGGACAGGGACACCCAGUUGACGCUAAGAAGAAAACGUAAAUAUAUUCGGAAGUCGACACCCUUGAAUAUGAUUGAAUGGUGGCGAGUUUUAUUGGACGAGGCUCAGAUGGUGGAAUCUGGUGUAACAAAAUGCGCUCAAAUGGUCAAGGAGUUGGCAGCUAUUCACCGUUGGGCUGUGACGGGUACUCCCAUUCAAAAGUCCAUCGACGACAUUCGCGGAUUACUUGAGUUCAUAGGCAUUGCGCCAUUUUCAAAACAUCACAUUUGGCAGUCACUUUCCGCUGCUUUCCAAGCGGGCAAUCGAAAGCCUUUAAUGGAUGUAUUGUCAAAAGUAAUGUGGCGCACAUGUAAAGCGACUGUCCUAGAGGAGCUGGGCAUCCCACCACAAACGGAGAAAGUUCAUUAUCUAGUCAUGUCGGACGUGCAAAGGUUGUUUUACCGUGGACAACAUUCAUCAUCGUCGUGGGCAUUCGAGAAUGUCAUUCGUAAAUAUCCAGCCUCACUGAGUUUGUCGCAGUUGGAUCCACAUUCCUUGAAAACGAUAUUAGAACCACUCCGAAAACUUCGACAAGAUUGUACGGUCCCUGUGAUAUUCAAGAAGAUGGAGCAAUCACAAGUAAAGAAAUGUCUGACUCCAAAGGAGUUAACGGAACAUUUGAUUUCGAAAAAUGAGUUGGAGUCGAAAAAUCACCUGCGAUGUAUGGUUUCAGCAAUUAACGGACAAGCUGCACUACGUAUCAUUCGCCAAGAGUACCCUAAGGCAACUGAGCUGUACACAUCCGUUUUAGCACUGGCGGAAAAAUAUAAUGAAAUCAUAAGCGUUGAUACCUUGCUACAAAUUCAUGCCCUUCACAACCUCGUAGAGAUUUACUCAAUGGCACCAUCAAACACGACCGAUCUGAACGCCGAAAAAGCACUAGAUUAUAAAAGCCGUUGUGAUAAAUUGGAAUGGAAGUAUCUGUCAAUUUACAACGAGCAAUUCCUGAAAGCACAAACCAAUUUUAAUCAAGCCCAAAAUGCAUACUUAGAGACAGCAACUAAGUUGCCUAAAAAUAAGGAAGUUUGCUGGCAAAGUUUACUGGCUACACUGAAAAUGAACAAUUUAGAUGUGCGGUUUUUAGAUAAACUUAAUGAGGAAUAUGCUCUUACCGAACCAAACAUGAUGCACAACUUUCGCAUGAUUGAAGGAGUCUCGUUCUUCCUCAUCCAAUGGAUCGACAAAAUCUUCCUAAUGCGCACUGAGGUGUUGAAGCAUUUUCAAAAGUUCAAAGCAUAUGUUUCGAAUAUAAAACCUCAAAGUGAACUGACGGAGGAGGGUCGAAGGAUUAUUAAAACAUUCGUUACGGUUACUUUUGAUUGUCAUUUAAAUGAGUUACGGAACAAUUCUAAGAAGAAAAAGGAGAAAGAUAAAGAGAAACGAAAUUUUUGUAAUCUCUGCAAGGCUAAGAAAUGCUUGGACGAGUAUGAAUGCGUUAUUUUCAAUAAAAUAUUUGAUGAUAAGAGAGAAAAUAUGGAAGGAUCGUGGAAACCUACAAUUCAAGAAAGUAUUUGCAGAACUAUUUUGCGGUUCGCCCGAGCAAGUAAUAUUGACGAUGAUGAUUUCGUUGAAGCCAAUGAAUUCCUAAAAUUACUUGAGUGUGUGAAAAAUGAGUACAAAGAAUUAGUAAAACUAUGGAUAGAAAUAGAGUAUACAGUGAAAGCUUAUGAUGAAAUCGAUAUGUGCAAACUCCGACUGCAAUUACUCGAAGACGGAGCUGAUGAGGAUGAUGAGGAAGAAGAAAAAGCGAACUAUCAACUUAAACCUGCGGAGGUUGAAUUCUACUUGGAGGAGUUGGCUAACGACUACCUUGUGGCUGAAACCCAAUUUCAAAAGAAACUGUCGCGACUAAAUUAUAUCCGACAUUUGGAAAGUAAUGAAGAUCCUGGUAUUUGCCCGAUUUGUAAACAUGAGCCAGAUGCUAAGUAUUCAAUGUUGCAAUGUGGUCAUCAUUUAUGCAUGAUGUGCUUAAUUGGUAUGAAGGAGUUUCAACGUAACGUACUUACUUGUGCUGUUUGUCGGUUUCGUCAAAAAUAUGAAGAGGUAUAUUAUGUAACACGCAAACCCAACGAUCCAGACUUAGAAAUUAUCGAGGUAAAAGGACAAUAUUCUUCGAAAGUCGAAGAAAUUGUACGGGAAAUUCUAAGACUUAAGAAAAUUGAAAGUGAUGUGAAAAUUAUAAUUUUUUCUCAUUGGUACGCUAUUCUCGGGGUUAUUGCUCACGCUCUUCAAACCAACGAUAUUACAUUUGCUUUCAAACAAAAUGUCACACAAGCAAUAAACUUGUUUAAGCAACCAGAUUCGAACAUUACCUGUUUACUCCUUAUGCUAUCCCAGGGCAGUAAAGGGUUGAAUUUAACAGAGGCUACCCAUGUUUUCCUGGUGGAACCAAUUUUGAAUCCAGGUGAAGAGCAACAGGCUAUCGGACGUAUUCACCGGAUUGGGCAAACAAGACCCACAACCGUUCAUCGAUUUAUUAUGAAGGAAACAAUCGAGGAGACGAUUCAUAAUACAGUUUCAAACGAUCAGCACGGAAAGUGGGCUGAUAACGACCUUACGAUCAAUAAUAUCCGCAGUCUAUUCUCGUUAGAUUAAGAAAACGAUACGUAUAUUUUCCGUACUGUAUAUGCUAAGUGUGAUUAAGGAUAUUUUAAGUAAGGAGCAUAAUGUUGUACAACAGUAAAUU
Messenger RNA from Hermetia illucens (black soldier fly), 4003 nucleotides. RefSeq names its product E3 ubiquitin-protein ligase SHPRH. Gene Ontology annotation, biological process: DNA damage response; protein polyubiquitination. The record is from RefSeq and is a predicted model, not a curated record. Gene Ontology annotation, cellular component: nucleus. The coding region runs from base 88 to 3912 and encodes 1274 amino acids. The transcript is spliced from 16 exons. Gene Ontology annotation, molecular function: ATP binding; ubiquitin protein ligase activity; ATP-dependent chromatin remodeler activity. NCBI's taxonomy places the organism in Eukaryota, Metazoa, Arthropoda, Insecta, Diptera, Stratiomyidae.